Messenger RNA from Gryllus bimaculatus (two-spotted cricket), 1443 nucleotides. NCBI's taxonomy places the organism in Eukaryota, Metazoa, Arthropoda, Insecta, Orthoptera, Gryllidae. The record is from the annotation of a GenBank genome assembly.
AUUUUUUUGCGGUUGUCAGUUGUUUGGUAGAAAGAAUUUUGCGAGGAACAAUCGCGAACAGCUGGGGAACAGUUGAGUGCGAUAACAAGAGCGGGGGAAGUAGAUUCACAUGAUUGUGGUCGGGCACUGUAAGAAUCCGGUGAAAAAUUAUCAGUUAGGGGACAUUUGCGGUGGCAAGUGGUGUCAAGCGCGUUGAUUUUGUGGGUAAUUAUUUCUGCUAUCGACACAAAAAAGAAGAUGGUGAAUUUGGGUGAUUUGUUCCCAAACUUUAAGGCCGAAUCAACGAUCGGCACAAUUCAAUUUCACGAUUGGUUAGGAGAUUCAUGGGGCAUAUUAUUUUCUCACCCUGCAGACUUUACUCCUGUUUGCACAACAGAACUAAGCCGUGUUGCCGAAUUAGUUGGAGAGUUUGAAAAACGGGGUGUGAAACCAAUUGCUUUGUCUUGUGAUUCAGUAAGCGCCCAUGAGAAAUGGAUUGAUGAUAUCAAGAGUUAUGGAAAUCAAGCCAAACCAGGAUUUCCUUACCCAAUUAUAGCUGAUGAAGGCAGAGAGUUGGCUGUGCAAUUGGGAAUGUUAGAUCCUAAUGAAAAAGAUAAGGAUGGUUUGCCUCUGACAUGCCGAGCUGUAUUUAUAGUAGCACCUGACAAGAAGCUUCGUUUAUCUAUGUUGUAUCCAGCUACAACCGGACGUAAUUUUGAUGAAAUAUUACGAGCCAUAGAUUCUCUUCAACUCACAGACAAUAAGAAAGUGGCCACACCAGCUGAUUGGAAGAGUGGAAGUGAUUGUAUGGUCCUUCCCACAGUCCAAGAUGAAGAGGCUAUUUCUCUUUUUCCCAAAGGGAUCACAGUAAUGCCUAUGCCUUCAGGAAAAGCCUAUUUGAGGAUCACUCCAUAUCCUGAUUCUUAAGUGUCUACGCUAAAUGCUUGUGAUAUAGAUCUGAACAUGUUAAACUUAAUUUAAUUUUAAUUAGUACUUAAAAUUCCAUUUCAGUAUUUGUUUCAUUUGUCACUAUUGAAUAAUGAUUUCAAUAUUGAAAUCUCAUUUGCAAACUAUGAAGUACUUACAUAUUGUUGAAAAAUAAUAUAAAUAUACUAAAAUUUCAGUUCCAUGAGCGUCAUUAAAUGGUAUUGUAAGUAUUGUAAAAGCAAUGACUGAGAUAUAGUUACAUCAGUCACAGAUUGUUAUGAAUUUUUCAUGUGAAAAUUUCUUGUAUUUAAUUUACUUAAUAAAAGAAAUCUUCAUACAAGUAGUUAAUUGAAGAAAGUUCUUUCUACAAAUUCUGUCUCCAUUAAGAUUUCUUCAUUAUAUCCUUACUUUUGGUUUGAAAGUUAAGUUGCAGAUAAAGCCCACUGGGAUGGGAUCUUUGAUUUUACUCUCCUUUUUUGUUUAAAGAAACUCUAAUGAUUGUGUAACAUAAACUAUAGUUAAGUGCACUUGCAAGCC